Messenger RNA from Chenopodium quinoa (quinoa), 1956 nucleotides. RefSeq names its product adenine DNA glycosylase-like. Lineage: Eukaryota; Viridiplantae; Streptophyta; Magnoliopsida; Caryophyllales; Amaranthaceae. Bases 176 to 1591 code for a protein of 471 amino acids. Gene Ontology annotation, molecular function: purine-specific mismatch base pair DNA N-glycosylase activity; oxidized purine DNA binding; 8-oxo-7,8-dihydroguanine DNA N-glycosylase activity. The record is from RefSeq and is a predicted model, not a curated record. The transcript has 7 exons. Gene Ontology annotation, cellular component: nucleus. Gene Ontology annotation, biological process: base-excision repair; mismatch repair.
AUUCCAUUUACUACGUAUAAAUCCUUUCCACUUUCUUUGUCUCCACUAUUGUAGAUUUGUAGCUCUCUUCUCCUUCAUUUUUGGGCGGGAAACCAAGAAACUCCUUUCAACUUCAAAAAUUAUUCCCUUAAUUUCUCUCUCCUUCAUUCCUCUCAUUCCUUCAAUACCCAUUUCCAUGUCCAAAACCCCCACCAGAAGAACCCUAAAAAAUGGCACAAUUUCCUCAACAAAAUCCUCUGAUAUCACCCCCAUCAAGAGGAAACGAGUUGUCAAGCCGAAGAAUACUUCAAACAAUAAAGGGCAAAGUGAAAUUGAAGAUAUUGAGGAUUUAUUGAAGUUCAAAGAGGAAGAAAUUGCAGAAAUUAGGGUUUCUUUGUUGGAAUGGUAUGAUAAAAAUAAGAGGGAUUUGCCUUGGAGGAGAUUGAAAGAUGAUGAUGAUGGAAAAGAGAAAAAGGCAUAUGGGGUUUGGGUUUCGGAAGUGAUGCUGCAACAAACUAGGGUUGCUACUGUCAUUGAUUAUUUUAAUCGUUGGGUGUUGAAAUGGCCCUCCCUUUAUCAUCUUUCACUUGCUUCUCUUGAGGAGGUGAAUGAAAUGUGGGCAGGUUUGGGAUAUUACCGACGAGCAAGGUAUUUGUUAGAGGGGGCAAAAAAGAUUAUUGAAGAUGGUGGGAAUUUUCCCAGAACAGUCUCUUCUCUAAAGAAAGUCCCUGGCAUUGGAGAAUAUACAGCGGGUGCCAUUGCCUCUAUUGCAUUCAAUGAGGUUGUGCCUGUCGUAGAUGGCAAUGUAGUUAGGGUGCUCGCUAGACUGAAGGCUAUAUCUGCAAAUCCAAAAGACUCAGUGACUGUAAAGAAAUUUUGGAGUUUGGCAGGCCAACUAGUAGAUCCUCAUAGACCUGGAGAAUUUAACCAGGCACUUAUGGAGCUUGGUGCUACAAUAUGCACACCAACAAGCCCAAGCUGUUCUGAAUGUCCCAUUUCAGCUCAAUGCCAUGCAUUAGCACUAUCUCGGCAGGGUGGUAUAGUUACCGAUUAUCCACUGAAAGUUGUUAAGGCUAAGCAGAGAAAUGAAUUCUCUGCUGUAUGUGUUUUGGAGGUGACAGAAUCCCAUAAUUUGCUAGAAAACAACCAGAAAUCUAGACACUGCCUUCUUGUAAAGAGGCCCGAUGGAGGCUUGCUAGCCGGCCUUUGGGAGUUUCCAUCUGUGCUACUGGGACAGGAAUCUGAAACAGCGAUUAGAAGGAAAGCAAUUGAUAAAUACUUAAAAACAUCAUUCAAUCUUGAUGCAAAGAAAACUUGCAAAGUGCUUUUAAGAGAGGAGGUUGGAGAGUACGUCCACAUAUUCUCUCACAUACGGCUGAAGAUGUAUGUUGAAUACUUGGUCAUACAUCUAAAUGGUGGGUUGAAACUCUUGCAAAGUGUGUCGGAUGAAGGAAAUAUGAUCUGGAAAUGUGCUGACAGCAAGGAACUUUCAAGCAUGGGUCUGACAUCUGGUGUUAGGAAGGUUUACACCAUGGUUCAGCAAUUCAAAGAAAACAGCUUGACUGCUGCAACUCAAGAUACUAAACAAACAAAAUCAAGAAAGAGAAGAUGAAGUUAUACUUGUAUGCCUUUGCUGGCAUAGAUCAAUAUUUUCUGAUUUUUUUGUAAAUUUUGUGGCAAGAUCUAUGUAUUGAUAAUAGUUUUUCUAGAAGCAAUAUAUUAUUCACACAGAAGAUAUGUAUUUCAAGAUUUCCAACAGAGAUAUGGAGUACUGAGUAUAUUUAUUCAUCACAUUUUUAAUCAUUCAUUAAUGUACCUUAAGCUGGAAAAUAGCGCCUUUUGCUAGAGGCAAUUUUUUUUUUGCUGCAGUUUGCACGUGGAAAUCAGGUGUAUGCAAAGGCCUAACAGAACAAAAAGAAAUGGACCUAAGAAUUUGGCCUUCACAGAAUCACAGGUUAGGAACUCUUGGUGGGGUCU